Molecule: messenger RNA, 2225 nt
Organism: Apus apus (common swift)
Lineage: Eukaryota; Metazoa; Chordata; Aves; Apodiformes; Apodidae
Gene: SOWAHA
Product: sosondowah ankyrin repeat domain family member A
Exons: 1
Coding region: 52-1383 (443 amino acids)
Molecular function (GO): protein binding
Source: RefSeq, a predicted model, not a curated record
UCUCCGGGCUCCCGGCUCCCUCCUCCGCGGCGGCUCCGGCACCACCGCGGGAUGGCAGAGCUCGACAUCAGCCCGGCCGCCGUGCUGGGCUUCUUGCGGGAGCGCGGCGGGCGGGCGCGGAACGCCGAGCUGCUCAGCACCUUCCGGCCGCUGCUGGAGGCCGGCGGGGACGCGGCGGCUCGGGCCGAGCGGCGGGAGCGGUUCAAGGAUGCGGUGAACGCCGUGGCCGUGGUGAGGGAGCGCGACGGUGCCAAGUUCGUGGUCCUGCGGCGGGAGCUGCGCCGUGCCUCGCUGCCGGGGGCCGCGCUGGCCCCGGGGGGCGAUGGCGCCGACCCCGGUCCCGGCGGGAGGCUUUCCCCGGUGCCCCCCGAGGAGCUGCCGUCGCCGCGGGCCGUCUCCGAGCUGCGGGGCCUCUUCCAGGGCGGCGGCGGAGGGGUGCCCCUGCCCGCCGGAGCGGGGGGGUCCCGGCGGGAGCCGCCCCCCAAGCCCUGCAUGCUGCCGGUGCGCUGCGUGCCGGCCCCCGCCGCCGCCCCGGAGCCGUCGGAGGAGCCGGGCUCUCCCUUGUCACCCCCGUCGCUGGAAGAGGAGGCCGGGUCCCGCUCGCCCGGUCUGCGAAGGGGGCUCCCCAAGAGCCACCGGUCCAGCGAGGAUGUGGCAGCGGUGCCGCUGGAGGAGGCCGAGCACCGCUGGCUGCUGAUGGCGUCCGACGGGCAGUGGACGCAGCAGCUCCACGGGCUGCUCCUGGGCGACGCCAGCCUGGCGGCCCGCAGGGACUUCAUCUCGGGCUUCACCGCCCUGCACUGGGCCGCCAAGAGCGGCAACUGCGACAUGGUGACCAACGUCAUCCGAGCGGCCGAGAAAGGGGGAUCCCGCGUCAACGUGGACGCCAGGUCGCACAGCGGCUACACGGCGCUGCACCUGGCUGCCAUCCACGGCCAGGAGAAGAUCAUCAACAUGCUGGUCUACAGCUACCACGCCAACACCGACCUGAGGGACUACAGCGGGAAGAAGCCCCACCAGUACUUGAAGGAAGGGGCCUCCUCUGCCGUCAGGCGCUUGCUGGGGGACCCCACCCUGCCCCACAGCUCGGAGCCCUCCGUGCCCAUCAAGAAGAGCACAAAGCUUGCAGCUUCAAUCUUGAGCUCCACUAGCACUUUCCUGGGGGUCAUAUCAGAUGACAUGGCUUUCUACGAUCUCACCAAAGGUUUAAGGAAGCCCUCGUCCUUAAACAAGCUCCUGGCUGCCACUACAGGCCCCAGGAGGAAGCCAAAGACCAGGGGUGGCUUCCCUUCAUAUUCCUCCCUCUCCGAGGUAAUGGAGGAGGAGGAAGAGGAAGUUGUUGUGAAACGCAGACCUGUUUCUGAGCUGUUCUUUGGCCAUUAGCCUCUGCCUUCUCGGGAUCAAAGCUGUUUAAUAAUGUGAUGGGGUCUCGAUUUUCUCUCGCAGAAGGAAGCAGCUCGGAUUUCUUCUCCCCGUGUCUGUCUUUCUGGAUGUUUAACUAAAUCAGCGACAGGCUCUGGCUCCAGAGGCCACGGGAUGAAGCCCAGAUGCUUGAGAAAGGGCAGCUGCCCAGGGAGUGCUAUAAAUGCUGCUGCAUGGACCGUCCCAUCGGUGGGGACCACAAACUUCACACUUCAUGGUUGAAAAACUCAACCAGCCUCUGUGUGUGCAGACAGGUUAAAAUGCUUCAUGUACAGCUUUUCUGAUCUGUGUGCCUCAGCUGGAGAGGAAAAGUAAGGUAAAAGACUGCGUAUUUUACACUGUGAACAGCAAGCUGGUAGCUGGCUACUUUAACAUGGCUUGUUCUAGAGCAGGCUGAAGUUAUUAGAGGAAAGACACAUCGUUUUCUACGAUGUUUCUGAUUAUUUUGGUAACAGAAGAGGAAUAUUUCUAUUUAAAAAGACUGUGUACUUAACUUUUUCAAAACAAAGUUUCUCACUAUCAGAAAUACUAACAUAACAAGCUCAAUUGUUGCCUAAAGCAUUUUAUUAGAUGAACAGGUUUAAAAAAUAAGAAACCAGCCCUCAGCACUCAAACCACCACCCCCUGUCUACCUCAGUCUGAAAGCUUGGUUAGCAUUUUAAUAUUUUUUUUUCUCUUCCAGAAAGAGUUUCUGACCAAGUGGUAGUAACCACAUGACUUGAUGAUACUGUGAACAUGUACACUUGACUACAGCUCACUCGCUUAAUCUGAAUAAAAACCUUGUUGAUAUUUGAUAGUGAAAA